This is a messenger RNA of Vidua macroura (Pin-tailed whydah), 922 nucleotides long. It is a transcript of the gene SART1, whose product is annotated as spliceosome associated factor 1, recruiter of U4/U6.U5 tri-snRNP. NCBI's taxonomy places the organism in Eukaryota, Metazoa, Chordata, Aves, Passeriformes, Viduidae. Gene Ontology annotation, biological process: mRNA cis splicing, via spliceosome; maturation of 5S rRNA. The record is from RefSeq and is a predicted model, not a curated record. Gene Ontology annotation, cellular component: U4/U6 x U5 tri-snRNP complex.
AUGUCCCUGUGUCCCCAGGCCCUGGAGCGGGCCGGCCGCCCGGCAUCACCCCCGGAGCCACCGGACUCGGAGGGGGAGGAGAACGUGGGGUGGAGCAGCGUGAACCUGGCUGAGGAGCGGCAGCACCAGGAUUUCUCAGCCUCGUCCACCACGAUCCUGGACGAGGAGCCCAUCGUGAACCGGGGCCUGGCGGCAGCGCUGCUGCUGUGCCAGAACAAAGGGCUGUUGGAGACCACGGUGCAGAAAGUGGCGCGAGUGAAAGCCCCAAACAAAUCCCUGCCCUCGGCCGUGUACUGCAUCGAGGACAAGAUGGCCAUCGAUGACAAGUACAGCCGCCGGGAGGAGUUCCGGGGCUUCACGCAGGAUUUCAAGGAGAAGGACGGCUACCGGCCCGACGUCAAGAUCGAGUACGUGGACGAGACCGGCCGCAAGCUCACCCCCAAAGAGGCCUUCCGGCAGCUCUCCCAUCGCUUCCACGGGAAGGGCUCGGGGAAGAUGAAGACGGAGAGGAGGAUGAAGAAGUUGGAUGAGGAGGCGCUGCUGAAGAAGAUGAGCUCCAGUGACACCCCCCUGGGCACGGUGGCGCUGCUGCAGGAGAAGCAGCGGGCGCAGAAGACGCCGUACAUCGUCCUGAGCGGCUCCGGCAAGAGCAUGAACGCGAACACCAUCACCAAGUGAGGGGCACAGGGACACUUGGGGACAACCUGGGACAUCCCGGGGACACCUUUGGGCCAUUGCUGGACACCCUGGGGACACUUUUGGGACUCCUGGGGACACCGCUGGGGACAUCCCUGGAACUGAGACACCCCUGGGGGACACCCCUGGAGCCCUGGGGACACCGCUGGAACUGGGACACCCCUGGCUGGGGACACCCCUGUCCCCCCUCCCCACCCCUGGGGACAAUAAAGGCCUCUGGGAGUCA